Molecule: messenger RNA, 2337 nt
Organism: Theobroma umbraticum
Lineage: Eukaryota; Viridiplantae; Streptophyta; Magnoliopsida; Malvales; Malvaceae
Product: F-box protein SKIP1-like
Molecular function (GO): protein binding
Source: RefSeq, a predicted model, not a curated record
AACACGUGUACUGCCAAGCGGUAACCACUAACUAGAUAGGGGCCCUUUCCUGGUAAAAUUACCGUAUUAUCCAACUUGUUAUCCACACAUCCCAUCGUUUAACAAGAGAAAAACUGCUUGGGGCUUCCCGAAGUGGUCCUCCCGAACAUGGAGGGUAAAGAAGGAACAGGGGAAACAGACACUGAGUCUGGACUCAUCUCCGACUGGGCCGAGUUAACCCACGAGUGCCUCGUCAACAUCCUUUCACGACUCACUUUCGAGCACCGAUGGACGGGCCCUAUGCUUGUCUGCAAACCAUGGCUCAACGCCUGCAGGGAUCCCACGCUAAAUUCCGUGUUCGAUCUCGAAACUCGGUUUGAUUUCCCCGCCGAGUCACCCCGCUGGUGGACCCCCGAGUUCGAAAGAAAAAUCGACUCCAUGCUCCGAUCCGUUAUCUCAUGGAGCAACGGCAAUCUAACCGAGAUCCUUACCCGUCACUGCUCCGAUCUUUCUCUCAAUUUCGCCGCUCAAAGGUGUCCAAAUCUCCAAGUUCUUUCUGUAAAAAGCUGUCCUCACGUGACCGAUGCCUCGAUUGCUCAAGUAGCGUAUCAUUGUCGGAACCUUAAACAACUCGACAUCAGUUACUGCUACGAAGUAUCGCACGAAUCUCUGGUGUUAAUAGGUCGGAACUGUCCCAAUCUAACGGUCCUAAAACGGAACCUGAUGAAUUGGUUAGACCCGUCGCAACACAUGGGAAUUGUUCCCAAUGAUUAUCUAAAUGCGUGUCCACAAGAUGGGGACACAGAAGCAGCUGCAAUCGGGAAAUUCAUGCCUCAACUGGAACAUCUCGAAAUCAGAUUCUCGAAAUUAUCCGCUAAAGGUCUUAGUUCGAUCUGUGAAGGGUGUUUGAAACUUGAGUUUUUGGAUUUGUUUGGAUGUGCUAACUUGACUAGUCGGGAUAUUGGCAAUGCGACAUCGAGUUUGAAGGAUUUGAAGGAAGUAAAGAAGCCGCAUUUAUAUAUACCCAGGUCAGUUUUUCAUACUGAGAGGUAUGGACAUUGGAGAUUGUAUGAUGAGAGAUUCCAAACUGAUGUUUUUCGAAUCUAGGGAAGGAACAUGAUUUCAGUUUCUUAGCUUUGUAUUUGUGUAUUACUGUAUUCUGAAUCAACUUUUCUGGGAUACGUUCCUGGGAUAAUCUAUGCUCUCAAUGCCGUUGUUUUUGUGGAUCGUGAUGAAUACUUUGACAAGUACAUGCGUCCACUUUGUUAUUCCAGUGCCUAGGAUUCUUUAAUUAUCUGUCUAUGCUGUAAAUGUGAUGAGCUAAAACUCCUCUUUUUUUUUUUUGUGUUUAAGUUGACAUUGAGGUGUUGCUUCUCUUUAAUUAAUCUUGAUGUUGUGCUGUUGUAAUGGUUUCUUUGGUCUUUGUUGGAAUCGCAUUUGGUGGUGUUUUAAGUAUAUGUCAAAUGCUUUAUAUGGAAACAUGAUGAGAUAGAUGGUCUGCUUCAAACCAAGAACUCGAAUUAUUACUUGAUAUUGUUGUUAGGACGAGGAUAUGGCAGAGAUUAGGAUGUCAUAAUCAAUUUCUGGCCAAACAUUUUUGUUGUUCUAAUUUAUCAGUUGAGAGUGUUAGACUGUGGGGUGCUUCGUAUUUUGUGUCAUAAGCUGCCAUUAGAAUGUGGGACUGUUUUUCCUUGGACUUGAGUUGCAUGAUAGAGAUACAUUUGGAUGUCUAAAGGGCAUGUUUGGAGUUUUUGUUUUCCUUGGACAUCCAUAGAUGCAAGAAUCAGGUGGGAACUUUGUGGAGCCUGGACAAUGGAAAUUGUCAAUCUGCUUCUUCCCCAUAUCACGUGCUAGGCAAGCAAACCUUUGAGUUUUAGUUCCUUGUUAUUGGAAAUCCUCCAAAUUUGCCCUUCAGAGCAUUGAGUUUUCACAGUGUUCUCAAAACUUAACUCAUGAUGUCUAAAUUACAGUUACAAUAAAUCUUAAGAUGAGCAAAAUCACUGCAGCUAUAUGAGAAAAUUAGGCUCAAGUAGAUACGAUAUGACUAGAGCAAGAAUGCAAGACUCAUAUUCAUUGUUCUUGUACCAACAAUUUGAUUUCACAGUUAAGAUAUAAGUUUCGUAUUAGGUUUACCUAACCGCCUCUUUCUCAAUGAUCAUCCAGAAUACAAUCUCUAUCUUCCUUGUAGGUUUGGUUUUAAUCUUCCACUCUUCUUAUUUGUUGACAUAGCUAGAGUCGGUUCUUACAAUAGCUUCUGCUUUAUACAGCAAAUACAAAUAAAUAGGAUUCAAACCAAAAAAGUUAGUUCAUGAAAAAAAAAAAAAAAAAAGGAACAUCUUUAUAUGUUGCAUACUGAUA